GCUUAAUUGUUUUCUUCUUUUCAUAGGAAAGGAAUAAUGCUGUCAUCAUGUCUGCACACUCCAUGCUCUGUGAACGAAUCGCCGUAGCCAAGGAACUGAUCAAGAGAGCAGAAUUACUUUCUAGGUCACGAAAAGGCGGCAUAGAAGGCGGUGCAAAGCUGUGCAGCAAGUUGAAGUCAGAACUCAAAUUCUUACAGAAAGUAGAAGCUGGAAAAGUGGCUAUUAAGGAGUCCUAUUUACAAAGCACAAAUUUAACACACCUCCGAGCCAUUGUGGAGUCAGCAGAAAACCUGGAAGAGGUCGUCAGUGUUCUUCAUGUCUUUGGUUACACAGAUGCCUUGGGAGAAAAGCAGACCCUUGUGGUGGAUGUGGUUGCAAAUGGUGGUCAUACUUGGGUGAAAGCCAUUGGCCGGAAGGCGGAAGCUCUGCAUAACAUUUGGCUGGGCAGGGGCCAGUAUGGUGACAAAAGCAUCAUUGAGCAGGCGGAGGACUUCCUGCAGGCCAGCCACCAGCAGCCAGUGCAGUACAGCAACCCUCACAUCAUCUUUGCCUUUUACAACAGUGUCUCCAGCCCGAUGGCUGAGAAGCUGAAAGAAAUGGGCAUAUCUGUGAGGGGAGAUAUAGUAGCAGUUAAUUCACUGUUAGAUCACCCUGAAGAGCUCCAGCUAAGUGAGAGUGAGUCAGAUGAUGAGGGCCCUGAACAUUUGCGAGUCACCAGAGUAGACCGAGACAAUAUCCUAGCAAGCGUUGCUUUCCCAACAGAGAUUAAGGUUGAUGUUUGCAAAAGAGUGAAUCUGGACAUCACUACUUUAAUCACAUACGUCUCUGCCCUCAGCUACGGAGGCUGCUACUUCAUCUUCAAAGAGAAAGUGCUCACAGAACAAGCAGAGCAAGAAAGGAAAGAGCAGGUUCUACCCCAGCUGGAGAUGUUUAUGAAGGACAAGGAGUUGUUUGCUUGCGAAUCUGCUGUCAAAGAUUUUCAGUCUAUUCUAGAUACCUUAGGAGGGCCUGGGGAAAGAGAGAGGGCCGCUAUGUUAAUCAAGAGAAUUAAUGUGGUCCCAGACCAGCCUUCGGAGCGUGCCUUGAGAUUAGUGGCCAGUUCAAAGAUCAAUAGUCGUUCCUUGACCAUUUUUGGGACAGGAGAUACCUUGAAAGCCAUCACGAUGACUGCCAAUAGUGGUUUUGUCCGAGCUGCCAACAACCAGGGUGUUAAGUUUAGUGUUUUUAUUCAUCAGCCGAGAGCACUUACUGAGAGCAAAGAAGCUCUAGCCACCCCUUUACCAAAACACUAUGUAACUGACAACACACACUGAAGAUAACCUUUAAAUGUUGUCGUGGAAAUACGUUAUACCAAAGGUUGGGGUAGUCACAACUUCAUUGAGAGAAAAACUAGGUCUUAGAAAAAAAAAAAAAUCAUACUUGGGAUUCUUAACUUGGUAGAGUUGUGUUUCUCAUUCACAAAAUAUUUAACCUCCUGAAAUCUUUAAAUAUCAUUCUUAUUUACCAAACGGUCUGUUGCAGCUAAGCAGGAAUACAUCUAGGUAAGGCUUUUGGCUGCACCACAGGACUUUUUGUUUGAUUCAAUAAGCCUAAAAACCUCUUUGCUGGUAAUCACAUCUCACGAACUGUGACUACACUACACUGCGCAUCAAAUCUCUGGAGAAAACUAAAGCUUGUUUUUCAUCGUAGUGUGUCAUCCAUUGAUGUGGCUUGAGGCUGGGAGUUAAUUGUUUACGAUUUUAGAUUAAAAAAGCUAUGUCCCAUCAAUAAUGAAAAGAGACUUAUUUGUUGCGUGUUAAGCCCAGUCGUACGGGUAUGUUUACGAAGUGCAUUAAUACAGAAAAUAAAGUUAAUUCUGAUUGUGUGA
Erinaceus europaeus (western European hedgehog) is the source of this 1867-nucleotide messenger RNA. RefSeq names its product chromosome unknown C7orf25 homolog (gene CUNH7orf25). The record is from RefSeq and is a predicted model, not a curated record. NCBI's taxonomy places the organism in Eukaryota, Metazoa, Chordata, Mammalia, Eulipotyphla, Erinaceidae. The transcript has a single exon. Bases 48 to 1313 code for a protein of 421 amino acids.